Messenger RNA from Cuscuta epithymum, 1006 nucleotides. Lineage: Eukaryota; Viridiplantae; Streptophyta; Magnoliopsida; Solanales; Convolvulaceae. The record is from the annotation of a GenBank genome assembly.
AUUAAGUAUCUUCUUGAGACAAGCGUGUAUCCACGCGAGCCGGAGCCUCUGAAGGAAUUAAGAGCCAUCACUGCCAAUCAUCUAAGGGCUUUAAUGGGUACAGCACCAGAUGCAGGUCAAUUGAUAACUAUGCUUUUGAAUAUCAUAAAUGCCAAAAGGACUAUUGAAAUUGGAGUCUUCACUGGAUACUCCUUGCUCCUCACAGCUCUAUCCAUUCCUGAUGAUGGCAAGAUUAUAGCUAUUGAUCACAACCGAGGAACGUAUGAAAUUGGACUACCUGUCAUCAAAAGAGCAGGAGUUGAGCACAAAAUCAAUUUUAUCGAGUCUGAUGCUUUGCCCGUUGAGCCAUUCAUACUGAUAACAGUUCUAGACAAAUUGUGACUGCAAAGUCAUUAGAUUUAGUACAAAGUGAAAAUACCAUCAAAGUUACUGCACUCAAAAGUCAUAUUCCCAUCCAUUAUGAUUAUUUUAGUCAUACUUUGUCUCUAUUUCUUGAUAAAAGUAUAAAGAUACAAAUUUACACAUAAGACAUCAGCUAGUUUUAUGUAACCAAUUGCAGGAGAGUAACAUAGAGAGCCUUGACUUUGGUUAUGUUGAUGCUGACAAAGUGAAUUGCCCCAAGUAUCAUGAAAGGCUUUUGAGGUUAAUAAAGGUUGGUGGGAUCAUAGUAUAUGAUAACACACUUCGGGGAGGCUCUGUUGCAAUGCCAGAACACUCUGUUCCGGAGGGAGCGAAACCUGCCCGCCUUUAUGCAAUUGAGUUUAACACAUUACUGGCCUCUGAUGAUCGUAUUCAAAUUUCUCAUGUCCCCCUGGGUGAUGGAAUUACUAUAUGUUAUCGUCUGAAAUGAGCGGUGAACGGGGUUAUAGGUUGUUCUAUGUGUUUAAAGUUCAUAUAAAUCUGCAGAUAUACAUAUUGAUACAUAGCUGGCUUUUUCAUGAUCCUUCGGUUACAUACAUGUCACAUGUACUCCUUUGAUAUGUUUAAUUAUGCCAUAUACUUGUGG